AUGGCUGACCGAGGACUUGCUGUGGCUGGAGUGCCCAGUGAACGCCUCUCGCAGUUGGCAUCGCCACAGCUGGUGCAGAGGACACGACGGGAGAACGCUUUGGGCGCGGGUCACUCUGCUUUCAAAGAUGAAAUGAGUGCCAUAUUGCGCCCAUGUCACCCUUGCAGCAGCAACAACAGCAGUAGGAAGAAUUCGGCGAGAGGAAAGGUGGCAGCUCCCCAAGGGUACGCGGGCAAGUCGACAGCACAACUCAACAACUCCCUCUUUAGUCAUGGCAGCAAAAAGCAGUCCCCCGCUGCAAACAAGUCCGAUCAAAUGACCUUCCUUUUCUCCUGUGCAAACCCCACCCCCCAAACGCCUUACAGAGGAGGAACGCGAUCGUUGAGGCAGUACGUUUCCGCCGAUCAGCUUCCUCAAGCUUUCUGCACCAAAUUUCAAGUCACAGACCCCUUAAGCGGCCGCACAGAAUUCAUGACUGCCCGGAGGCCGGGGAAGGCCUCAGCUGAAGUCAAUAUUGCGAAUUUCGACUCCUACAUGCUCUCAAAAGAACGACCCUUCUCCUUGCAGAAGGGCAAGGACAACAUAGACCACGACAUACUGGGUUUAAUGCCCAAGACGAACACGGAGUUGAAGUUUUCGGUGGGAACCAUUGCUAGGCAGCAUCAAUUGCCUUCCCUCGAGUGCAGAGAAAACUGGAUGACUCCCACAGCCACUGCCAACGUCUAUAGACCUUUGGGCCUCUCGAAGCGCCACAGUGCCUUCCCUUGGACACCAUCCGACACCAACAACAUUGCCCACAUGUAUGGAGGGCAGUCUAUGGCAUCUCCCCGCACUACGCGGGCUUGCAUCAGACCUGCAUUCAUUUCCUCCUGA
Messenger RNA from Eimeria maxima, 873 nucleotides. RefSeq lists its product as hypothetical. Lineage: Eukaryota; Apicomplexa; Conoidasida; Eucoccidiorida; Eimeriidae. The coding region runs from base 1 to 873 and encodes 290 amino acids. The record is from RefSeq and is a predicted model, not a curated record. The transcript is spliced from 3 exons.